AUCCAAAAUAACCAAAUCCACCCAAAAUACGUAAAAUGUAAAGUAUAAAUCCAAGAAAAUAAUAUAUUGUCUACCAACCCUACAGUCCUAUGAUAUUGAUCCCACAUUGCUGAUUAGCGGCGACGGCAACCCAAAGCAUUAAGCAGAGAAAAGGGUUUUUACAGAGCACUUUAAGGUCCAUCAAUGGCGUCGAGAUUGGUUUGGGCUUCAAGAGUUGCUUCGUAUCUCAGGAUCUCAAUACCCCAUAGAGGGUUUGCUUCUGUUGUUAAGGACUUGAAGUAUGCUACCUCUCAUGAAUGGGUGAAAGUAGAAGGGGAUAAAGCAACGAUUGGCAUAACUGAUCAUGCUCAAGAUCAUUUGGGUGAUGUUGUCUAUGUUGAAUUACCAGAGGUUGGAACCUCUGUCAAACAGGAUGGGAGUUUCGGUGCAGUAGAAAGUGUCAAAGCUACCAGUGAUAUCAACUCGCCUGUGUCGGGGAAAAUCGUUGAGGUCAACGACGAGCUCAGUAGUUCCCCUGCUCUGGUGAACUCAAGCCCAUAUGAGAAUGGAUGGAUAAUCAAGGUGGAGGUUAGUGACAGUAAUGAACUGAAGAAUUUGAUGGACUCCGAGCAGUACACCAAGUUCUGUGAAGAAGAAGAUCAUUGAAGAUAUCAGCAGCCUUAUCAGAUCAGUUGCUUUUCCUUCCUUUUCUUUCCUUUGUGUAAGACUCACAAAAAUGGUGGAAAUUUUCCCACUGAUAUCAAUAAUUUGAUCCAUUUGAAACUGCAUUCUGUAAUAUUUUCUGUUUUGGCUAGUCUGGCUCAGUUCGACUAA
This is a messenger RNA of Cucurbita pepo subsp. pepo (vegetable marrow), 813 nucleotides long. RefSeq names its product glycine cleavage system H protein 2, mitochondrial-like. Lineage: Eukaryota; Viridiplantae; Streptophyta; Magnoliopsida; Cucurbitales; Cucurbitaceae. Gene Ontology annotation, cellular component: mitochondrion; cytoplasm; glycine cleavage complex. The record is from RefSeq and is a predicted model, not a curated record. Gene Ontology annotation, biological process: glycine decarboxylation via glycine cleavage system; protein lipoylation.